This is a messenger RNA of Folsomia candida, 1630 nucleotides long. Its product is annotated as proton-coupled folate transporter. Gene Ontology annotation, cellular component: membrane. Bases 50 to 1570 code for a protein of 506 amino acids. Gene Ontology annotation, molecular function: transmembrane transporter activity. Gene Ontology annotation, biological process: transmembrane transport. The record is from RefSeq and is a predicted model, not a curated record. NCBI's taxonomy places the organism in Eukaryota, Metazoa, Arthropoda, Collembola, Entomobryomorpha, Isotomidae. The transcript is spliced from 6 exons.
GUAUAAAUACAUAGCUAUUUAUAAAUUAGCUGGCCAUAUAUAAAUACAUAUGUAUAUAGAUAAAUACACGUUUCUCUCACACCGUAAUAAGUUAAGUUCGGAUCUAACAUUUACAUUUUACAUAUUUGCAUACAUACAUAUGUACAUAUGUAUAAUGUCAUGGAUCAUUUCAACUCUAAAAUCAACCUCGGUGGAGCCAUCAGCAUUCUUGCUACUGAUAUCUGUGGUAAUGACGGGAAUGCUGUGUUUCAAUCUGCAGAUCGAGUCCACCUGCAUGGUUUACUUGAAUGAGACGGAAGCCGUUUGUAAGGAAGUUGUGAAUGCAAACAGUACAUUUUCCAGUGAGGAAGUUGAAGUCCAGAAAGUCGUCGCUGACGCCCAAAUUUAUUCCUACAUAGUGGAAAAUAUUCUUCGGCUGUUCUACAUUCUUGUCGCAGGGGCAUACAGUGAGCGCUAUGGGAGGAAGGGGGUAAUGACGUUGAGUUUAUUUGGGGCUUGUUUGCGAGGAUUUGCAAUGAUGAUAGCGUCACGAUAUUAUGCAACGUUGGGUCCCUACUGGAUCGGCUAUAUUGACGCAAGUACGGGCAAUAUUUUUGGGAAAGAGACCGGAUUCACCAUGGCCGCUUACAGUUAUAUUUGCGACAUGACGGAAGAAUCGACACGAACCUUUCGAAUAGCAAUGCUGGGUGCAUCCUGCCAUUUUGGUAUUGCUCUGGGUUAUUUGAUUGCCGGAAUGGUGAUAAAUGCUGGAUUGAGCUCUGAGAUGAGCUUCCUCAUUUCAAUUCUGAUUUCCGUGAUGGCCUGGAUUUUGCUAAUCUGCUGUGGAAACGUAAACUCUAGGAGACAAUCGAGGGAAGAUUUUCUUAAUCAAAAGGAACAUCCAGGAUUAGUAAAAUCAAUUAUUUCCCCAAUUGUUUAUCCCUUUGGUAAAGAUCUGAAACACAGGAGAAUGUAUGUUUUCUGGAUUUUCAUUACUUAUGUCUGUACAAUCGCUCCGUUUCAUGGAGAAUCUUCUAUCUUGUACCUGUUCUCUAGACGCCUCCUUGGCUGGGAUGCUACUCAGUACGGAUACUUUUGCAUCUAUGGGAUGGCUUUACGAGUUUCAGGAGUCCUCUUAUCAAUGGUGAUACUGAGCCAUGUCUGGAAAUUGCGUGACCCUGUGAUUGGAUUUAUUUCUUGUUUGAGUCAAAUAUCUGGACAUGUAAUGUACAUGAUUGCGACGAAUGCGGUCACGAUGUUUUUAGCCCCUGCUGUUGGGUUAAUGACUGAGACAACACAUGUUAUUUCAAGAUCGCUGUUAUCAAAAAGUGUGCCGAAGGCUGAUGUUGGAAAGGUGAUUGGACUCAUGUCAAUUUUGGACAUUAUUGCGCCUCUGGUUGUUAUUCCAAUUUAUAAUUUGAUUUACAAAAACACAUUGACAACAUUUCCGGGAGGCGCUUUUCUAUUUUCGGUGGGGAUUACACUUCCUGCUAUGGCAAUAUUCUUCUUUAUGUUGUGCAAACCAUCCUGGUGGACAAAGAGGGGUCAGCCUAACAUGGACAUUGAGCGAAUACCAAUAUUACAAGAAUAAGACUGUUCCAAUAAAUACUAUAAUAAUAAGACCUUGAUCAAUUUAUUUUACCAAUUAUUA